Messenger RNA from Plenodomus lingam JN3, 2253 nucleotides. RefSeq lists its product as uncharacterized. Lineage: Eukaryota; Fungi; Ascomycota; Dothideomycetes; Pleosporales; Leptosphaeriaceae. The record is from RefSeq and is a predicted model, not a curated record.
AUGACAGCACCGGCUUUUCAAUUAUUUCCCCCACCUCGUGGGCAUCGCCAAACAAGCCCAUCCCAGAGACAUUCUCCACAUACUAAGCAUCCAUUGCCCGAGAGGUCGGACAGCGCGACUGCUGUUCACACAGAAGCUGGACCAGAAGAGAAUUUUCACAAUCUUGUCAUACAAGUCAAUUCGGUUCCUGUAUCCCCUGCGGCCCAGAUGCCGGCACCAUCAGCGCCUCCACGGGCAUACACGCGGACUCCUCCUCCAGCAAGUAGAUCUACAUUCGACUCCCCUUCGCAAAAGAGAACGCCUUCUUCACAUGUGACAAGGCAAGAGAGCUUCUACCGGGGCCAAGACACUCGAGCUCCCACGUCAGCAGCCCCAGUGCAGGAUGCUCAGCAAACUCGCGCUGCGAGUCCAGAUCCCAGCAGAGCAAUAUCCCCUGCUUUCUCCUCUGCUCCCACCCUAGUUCGUGCGAACAGUACUGCAACGAGAGUACAAAGCCUAUCUCCACAAGAAGAGGAAGGGGAAGAAGAGAUACCUAUGAGAUCCAUGUUUCCCGUCUACGACCCUACAGUACCCCUUGCCAGUCAGUCGUACAAGCCAACUCAAGCAUCUCCAACACAACUUCCUCGAACACAAAUCAGCAGAUCACCCUACUCUCCAGACUCUUACAUUCCCCAUAGCAAUGUACGCUCGAGUAGCUCUUCCGCCCCUCCACCACCUCCAAGACCUUUCUUUACGCCGUCGAGCCUGCUGGACAACCUCUGGCUGGCAACAAAUGGCCAAGAAGAACCGACUGUACAGAUGUACACUCUGAGAAUGCAUCGAGCGACAGCAGCAAACCCUACAGUCACCUUUGGUACUACGCCAUCACUCCCAUUCUAUUCUUUGGCCCAGUCCAAUCUCGCCGCCGGGCAUGAGGUUCCUAGUAUAUUGAACGAGCUAUUGAUACAGCGUCACCACCCCACACAACCAAGAGUCCUCCCUAUUGCUCAUCUCGACCUCAUUGCUCCCCCUUCUCUAGAUACCGAUCUCUUCGACCCAGAACAACAAGAAACCACCACUCUGUUGACCACCAUCUAUCCAAAACUAGCGGCACUACAGGCGCUUGACGCUGCCGCAAACUCUCCUGCUGCUUCGCGUAUCGCUUUGUCGGACCCUGGCGCACAAUCACCAGCUGCACAGCGACUUGCAGAAGAUGUUCUCGCAGGAACCGCUCAACGUGAAUGUUGCGCGCUUGCAUGGACCAAGGAUGAUCCUCAACAGCAGGCGAAUCCAUGGGCCCAGCAUCUUCCCUCAGAAGGCUCAUACCACCUGCACCAUCCUACUCUCGGCUCAUUCCCAAUCUCAAUCGAAGGCGACUGCUCGAACAUUAAUGCGCCCUCCACACGACCCGUGACUGAAAUGUACAGUCACAACGCGCCCAUGACCCCAUACAUGCCAGGAAAAAAGGCCGCAUGCAUCACUCUUCUAAACCCAUACAUACUUUCUCCCACCACACCACGAACGAAUGCUUUCUCUCCUCUGCCACCGCCUCCACGACUAGACGGCAUGAACCGCCCAAUCUCAUUGACACCUUCUGAAAUGUCGGUUGGCCAACUACCCACCACCACCGAUGCCACGGCCGACGACGCAAUGCUCGCCCGACUCGACUUCGCCAACGACGCACUGAUCCUCAACGUAGCAGCCCUCACCCGCUUUGGCAACCCCUUCCUCGUCGAUGUCGUCGCGUCCACCCUCCUCGCCGUCGCCGUCGCAGAAGCCACGCGCGGCCGCAAAACCAAGAACAAAAGCCAGGAGAACUUUGAGCCUCCACCCCCCAGUUUCACCCUGACCAACCAAAAGGAAGACACGACCAAAGCCUUCAAAGACUCCUUUGUCCAAGGCUUCCAUGGGUUUGGCGGCAAAUCCUCCAAACCCAGCUCCGCGCCCCUGUCCGGUAAAAGUCUGAAGAAAUUCGCAGCCUCGAUGAGGAGUAGUGCGAGGACGAGCCGGAGCGAGAGUACGAGUUUCGACAAGGAUAUUGAACUGGCGGAGUGGUACGGUCAGGAUAAAUCGCAGAUCAAGGUCAAGGAAAGUAAAAAGGCGAACAAGGCCGAGAGACAAGACGAAGACAAGGAGAAGUUGCCGAUGAUAACACGGACGAUUAUCGGCAUGUUGACGUUUACGUUCAAGACGGUGGUUUGGGUCUUCAAGAUUGCAAUCAAGGUUGUUGCUGGUCUUGUUGUUAUGAUUACGCGGAAUCUUGGGAAGCUGUGA